Molecule: messenger RNA, 1659 nt
Organism: Lodderomyces beijingensis
Lineage: Eukaryota; Fungi; Ascomycota; Pichiomycetes; Serinales; Debaryomycetaceae
Source: the annotation of a GenBank genome assembly
AUGGCUACCUCAUUCAAAUUAGCAACGGACUUACCCGCUUGGAAGCAAUUGGAACAGCUUUACCAGACUCGGGGUAAAAACUUCAACCUCAAGCAGGCUUUCGCCGAGGACCCCAAGAGAUUUGAUGAAUAUUCACGCAUCUUUACCAACUUCGAUGGGUCCAAGAUCCUCUACGAUUUCUCCAAAAACUUGGUCGACAAGGACAUUUUUGCGAAGUUGAUUGAGUUGGCCAAAGAAGCAGGCGUGGAGAAAUUGAGAGACGAAAUGUUUGCGGGCGACCACAUCAACACCACGGAGGAUCGCGCAGUGUACCACGUGGCAUUGAGAAACAGGGCCAAGAGAAGAAUGCCUGUUGAUGGCAAGGACACUGCGCAGGAGGUCGACGAUGUCUUGCAGCACAUGAAGGAGUUUUCCACUGCGGUUAGAGACGGCUCAUGGAAAGGGUACACGGGAAAGGCAAUUACCGAUGUGGUGAAUAUUGGUAUUGGAGGCUCCGACUUGGGACCGGUUAUGGUGACCGAGGCCUUGAAAGCUUACUCCAAGCCGGGCUUGAAUGUCCAUUUCUGCUCCAACAUCGAUGGUACCCACAUUGCUGAGAUUUUGAAAAACGUCAAUGCCGAAACAACCUUGUUUUUGAUUGCUUCAAAGACUUUUACCACUGCUGAAACCAUCACCAAUGCCACGUCGGCCAAGAACUGGUUCUUGAAACACACCAAUGACAACACCGAGGCUAUAGCUAAGCAUUUCGCUGCCUUGUCAACCAACGAACCAGAGGUUACCAAGUUUGGAAUCGACCCAAGCAACAUGUUUGGCUUUGAAAGCUGGGUCGGCGGCCGUUACUCUGUUUGGUCCGCUAUUGGCUUAUCGGUGGCCAUCUACAUUGGGUUUGACAACUUUAACGAUUUCUUGAAAGGUGCUGAAGCAGUUGACCAGCACUUUUUGCAUGAGCCUUUGGAGAACAACAUCCCCGUGAUUGGAGGCUUGAUUUCCGUUUGGUACAACAACUUUUUUGGAGCUCAAACUCAUUUGAUUGCUCCCUUUGACCAAUACUUGCACAGAUUCCCUGCUUAUCUCCAGCAAUUGUCGAUGGAAUCCAACGGUAAAUCUGUCACUAGAGCCAAUGUGUUUACCAACUACCAAACUGGUGCAAUCUUGUUUGGUGAGCCAGCAACAAAUGCUCAACACUCAUUCUUCCAGUUGCUCCACCAAGGCACAAAAGUGAUCCCCGCCGAUUUCAUCUUGGCUGCUCAAUCGCAAAACCCAAUUGAAAACAACAAGCACCAAAAGAUGUUGGCCUCGAACUUUUUUGCUCAAUCUGAAGCUUUGAUGGUUGGUAAGGACGAACAGCAAGUUAAAGCCGAGGGUGCCUCUGACGAGUUGGCCCCUCACAAGAUCUUUAGUGGUAAUAGACCCACUACAUCGAUCUUGGCCCAAAAGAUUACUCCUGCAGCAUUGGGCGCGUUGAUUGCUUAUUAUGAACAUGUCACUUUCACCGAAGGUGCAGUUUGGAAUAUCAACUCAUUUGACCAGUGGGGAGUGGAAUUGGGUAAGAUCUUGGCCAAGGCUAUCGGCAAAGAGUUGGAAGAUAAGAAACCUGUUGCUAAUCACGAUCCAUCUACAAACAGUUUGAUCAACACUUUCAAGGAGUGGGAAGAAUAA